Molecule: messenger RNA, 2068 nt
Organism: Tupaia belangeri chinensis (Chinese tree shrew)
Lineage: Eukaryota; Metazoa; Chordata; Mammalia; Scandentia; Tupaiidae
Gene: HGSNAT
Product: heparan-alpha-glucosaminide N-acetyltransferase
Biological process (GO): lysosomal transport
Cellular component (GO): lysosomal membrane
Source: RefSeq, a predicted model, not a curated record
AAUUAGACAAAAAAAGCCAUGUGGAGCUGAAGAUGGAUCAGGCUCUGCUGCUUAUCCAGAAUGAGCUGCUCGGGAGGAACGUGACGGUUCUCUGGCAGUCUGAGCGCUGCUACCGCUGCUCACUUCAAGUCUUGGCAAAUGUUUCUGGGAGUGGAAAACCUGGGAAGCCCCGAAUAACUGCAGUCGCCGUCAACACCCAACACGGAUCCAUCUUGCAAGUAAACGAUGCCUUGGAAGAGAAAGAAGUUUGUAGGCUGGAAUACAAAUUUGGAGAAUUUGGAAACUAUUCUCUCUUGGUAAAGCACAGCCAAAAUGGACUUGGGGAAAGUGCCUGUGACCUAGUUGUUAAUGAGAAUCCAGUUGAUAGCAACCUUCCUGUGACCAUCGCGUUCCUCAUUGGUCUCGCGCUCAUCAUUACAAUAUCCUUUCUAAGGUUCUUGUUCAGCUUGGACGACUUUCAUAACUGCAUUUCAAAGGCAAUGAAUUCCCGAGAAACUGAUCGCCUCAUCAAUUCUGAGCUAGGAUCUCCAAGCAGGGCAGACCCCCUCGGUGGAGAAACCCGCCCAGAACCCUGGCGGCCGGCUGCUUCACCGCAUCGCCUGCGCUGCGUGGACACCUUCAGGGGGAUAGCACUCAUCCUCAUGGUCUUCGUUAAUUAUGGAGGAGGAAAAUAUUGGUACUUCAAACACGCGAGUUGGAAUGGACUGACGGUGGCCGACCUGGUGUUCCCGUGGUUUGUAUUUAUUAUGGGGUCUUCAAUUUUUCUGUCAAUGACAUCUAUGCUGCAGCGGGGAUGUUCAAAAUUCAGAUUGCUCGGGAAAAUUGCGUGGAGGAGUUUCCUGUUAAUCUGUAUAGGGAUUGUCAUCGUGAACCCCAAUUAUUGCCUUGGUCCUUUGUCUUGGGAUAAGGUGCGGAUUCCUGGCGUGCUGCAGCGGUUGGGAGUGACGUUCUUUGUGGUUGCUGUGCUGGAGCUCCUCUUUGCUAAACCCGUACCUGAAAAUUGUGCCUCGGAGAGAAGCUGUCUUUCUCUUCGAGACGUCACAUCCAGCUGGCCCCAGUGGCUCGUCAUCUUGAUGUUGGAAAGCAUUUGGCUGGGCUUGACAUUCUUCCUGCCAGUUCCUGGGUGCCCUAAGGGGUACCUGGGCCCUGGCGGCAUUGGAGAUUUUGGGAAGUACCCAAACUGCACUGGGGGAGCUGCUGGCUACAUUGACCACUUGCUCCUGGGAGCUGACCACCUUUACAAGCAUCCUUCUUCCACGGUCCUUUAUCACACUGAAGUGGCCUAUGAUCCAGAGGGAAUCCUGGGGACCAUCAACUCCAUUGUGAUGGCAUUUCUAGGAGUUCAGGCAGGAAAGAUACUUCUGUAUUACAAGGAUCGGACCAAAGACAUCCUGAUUCGAUUCACCGCCUGGUGUUGUAUUCUAGGACUUAUUUCUAUUGGUUUGACGAAAAUUUCUGAAAAUGAAGGCUUUAUUCCAGUAAACAAAAAUCUCUGGUCCAUUUCAUAUGUCACCACGCUGAGCUCUUUCGCCUUUUUCAUCCUGCUGAUCCUGUACCCAGUUGUGGAUGUGAGGGGACUGUGGACGGGAACCCCAUUCUUUUAUCCAGGUAUGAACUCUAUCCUGGUGUAUGUCGGCCAUGAGGUGUUUCAGAAUUACUUUCCCUUUCAGUGGAGGCUGGAGGAUAACCAGUCCCACAAAGAACAUCUGACUCAGAACAUAGUCGCCACUGUUCUCUGGGUGCUUAUUGCUUACAUUCUCUAUAAAAAGAAGAUCUUUUUGAAAAUAUGAAGACUUCUAAUGGAAUCUGUUGCUGGAAGACUUGAGUGGACCUGAAGGCGUACCGAAGCAGCCUUUAUUAAAGGGAAUCAUGAAUUACAAAGUCGACAGGAUGUGUAUCACCAGAUUAUCAGGGAAGACGGUGAUGCACUCAAACCAGCCCGUGUCAUCCUCACCAGAACUCUGCUGGUCUAUUUGGGACACGUAUGUUUAGGAUAUAAUUUCCUUAUUUUCCUCCAUUGUCUGUGGAAAUGGAUGUAUUUGGGAUUUCAUUCUAAGGAUAUUUAACU